Messenger RNA from Rhodotorula graminis WP1, 1271 nucleotides. RefSeq lists its product as uncharacterized. Gene Ontology annotation, molecular function: ubiquitin ligase activator activity; protein binding; anaphase-promoting complex binding. Bases 76 to 1215 code for a protein of 379 amino acids. Gene Ontology annotation, cellular component: anaphase-promoting complex. Lineage: Eukaryota; Fungi; Basidiomycota; Microbotryomycetes; Sporidiobolales; Sporidiobolaceae. The transcript has 4 exons. Gene Ontology annotation, biological process: positive regulation of anaphase-promoting complex-dependent catabolic process; positive regulation of ubiquitin protein ligase activity; anaphase-promoting complex-dependent catabolic process. The record is from RefSeq and is a predicted model, not a curated record.
CACACGUCGGACCUGUCCAAGUCGCUCGGCAUCAACUCGGACCAGCGCAUCCUGUCGUUCUUUGCCGAGCCGCCCAUGCCGCAGACCGAGCACUCGUCGCUCCUCGCCCAGUACGCCCGCCUGCCCAACAAAGGGUCGGCCGCCUCGUCGUCGUCGUCGGCCAACGCCGCCUCGCGUCGCCGCAUCCCGACCCAGCCCGACCGCGUCCUCGACGCGCCCGGCAUGCUCGACGACUACUACCUCAACCUCAUGGACUGGUCGUCGACCAACCUGCUCGCGAUCGGCCUCGCCGAGAGCGUCUACGUGUGGAACGCGGCGACGGGCGACGUCACCGAGCUCGCCCUCACCGAGGGCGACGAGUACAUCUGCUCGGUCAAGUUCACCGAGGACGGCUCGCACCUCGCCGUCGGACUCGCGUCGGGCCCGAUCCAGGUGUACGACGUGUGCGCCGGGCAGCUCGUGCGCACCAUGUCGGGGCACCCGAGCCGCGUCGCGAGCCUGAGCUGGUCCGGCGCCGUCCUCGCGAGCGGGUGCAGGAGCGGCGAGAUCUGGAACUCGGACGUGCGCGUCGCGCAGCACUGCGUCGCGCAGAUGAAGGGCCACCGCGGCGAGGUGUGUGGCCUCGAGUGGCGCCCCGAGAUCCUCCUCGCGUCGGGCGGCAACGACAACGUCGUCAACGUGUGGGACGGCCGCAUGACGCACGCGCCCAAGAUGAGCAAGACGAACCACACGGCCGCCGUCAAGGCCCUCGCGUGGUGCCCGUGGAACUCGUCGCUGCUCGCCUCGGGCGGCGGGUCGUCGGACCGCACGAUCCACUUCUGGAACACGACGCAGGGCGCGCGGCUCAACAGCCUCGUCACGACGUCGCAGGUGACGUCGCUCGCGUGGAACCCGCACGCCAAGGAGCUCCUCUCGACCCACGGCGUCCCCGACCACCACCUCGCCCUCUGGAGCUACCCGUCCCUCACAAAGGUCGCCGACGUGCCGCACGCGCACCGCACCCGCAUCCUUCACUCGUGCACGAGCCCGGACGGCACGACGGUCGCGACCGCGAGCAGCGACGAGGACCUCAAGUUCUGGAAGAUCUUUGACUUGCCCAAGAGCGCGCUCAAGGGCGGCGCGGGGGCCGCGUCCGGCAGGAUGCUCUCGGGCAAGGACGUCGACGAGAACGACGGCAUCGGCCGCAAGUCCAAGACGGGCAUCUCGGUCCGCUGAGCGAGGCGGGCGGUGCACGGUCCCUCUUCCUUCCUCUUUCUCUCUCGUUCUCUCUU